This is a messenger RNA of Populus nigra (black poplar), 1696 nucleotides long. Its product is annotated as syntaxin-121-like. Gene Ontology annotation, cellular component: SNARE complex; plasma membrane; endomembrane system. Gene Ontology annotation, biological process: intracellular protein transport; exocytosis; vesicle fusion. The transcript has 3 exons. The coding region runs from base 224 to 1132 and encodes 302 amino acids. Gene Ontology annotation, molecular function: SNARE binding; SNAP receptor activity. Lineage: Eukaryota; Viridiplantae; Streptophyta; Magnoliopsida; Malpighiales; Salicaceae. The record is from RefSeq and is a predicted model, not a curated record.
GCUUCUUCUCCACCUUAGAAGAGUGAAAGUCGUUGUUGAACUUGAACUAUUGAACUAGCGACCUUUUGACCAGUCCCACCUUCCCCAGCCAGCCAGCCAGCCUACAAUUUAUGCAUACCCCGUAAAAACCUUGUGCGAAGCCAUUCUUUCUAUAAAAAUUCUCUCUUUUCUCUCAUCUUGAUAUCUUGAGUUCAUACUAAUCUUGAAAUCCUCUCUGUAAAACAUGAAUGAUCUCUUCUCCAGCUCCUUCUCUCGCUUUAGCAGCGAAGAAGCCCCCCCAGCUCACCAUGUAAUUCAGAUGUCUGAAGCGCCAUCCACUGGAGGGGUUAACCUUGACAAGUUCUUUGAAGAUGUAGAGUCCAUCAAAGACGAGCUGAAAGAGCUAGAGAAGCUUAAUGGGAAUCUUCAGUCUGCACAUGAGCAAAGUAAGACUCUGCACAACUCUAGGGCUGUCAAGGACUUGAGGUCCAAGAUGGAUGCCGAUGUUGCUCUAGCAUUGAAGAGGGCAAAGCUGAUCAAGGUCCGGUUAGAGGCCUUGGACCGGUCUAACGCAGUGAACCGGACUCUUCCUGGGUGUGGAGCGGGGUCUUCUUCGGAUAGGACUAGGACUUCGGUGGUGAAUGGGUUGAGGAAGAAGUUGAAGGAUUUGAUGGAUGGUUUUAACGGGUUGAGGCAGAAGAUAUCGACUGAGUAUAAAGAGACUGUGCAGAGGAGGUAUUUUACAGUGACCGGGGAAAAUCCUGAUGAAAAGACUAUUGAUCUCUUGAUCUCUACAGGUGAGAGCGAGACAUUUCUCCAGAAAGCAAUUCAACAACAAGGGAGAGGCAGGAUUUUGGACACUAUUAAUGAAAUUCAGGAAAGACAUGAUGCUGUGAAAGAUUUGGAAAAUAAUCUAAAGGAGCUUCACCAAGUGUUCUUGGACAUGGCAGUAUUGGUUGAGCAUCAAGGUGAACAAUUGGAUGACAUUGAGAGCAACAUGCAAAGAGCUAAUUCUUUCGUGCGAGGCGGCACCCAGCAGCUGCAGACUGCCAGGAAACUACAGAAAAAUACAAGGAAAUGGACUUGUUAUGCCAUUAUUAUAUUGCUGAUCAUCAUACUUGUCGUGCUGCUCAUUGUGCGGCCUUGGAAGUAGAGGUUAUUCACGGUCGAGCUGCUGGAGGGAGAAGAAGAAGAACAGCCAACCUUCAGGUUUAAGUGGGAAAUUAACAAGUUAUGCGCUGUUAUCUUGAUCCAACGAUGUGCAUUAAGAGAACCAAAUCUAAUGGAUGUUAUUGGAUUCCUUAUCGGUACCGAGCUUGUACAGUUGUGUGCAACAGUGAAAGCCUGUGAAUUUCUCCUGGGAUUCCGACGGUUUGGCAUCAGCCCUUGUUAAUAAUGUCUUAGAUAAUAUCUCCGGGAAACUGCCAGGUAGAAAGAUAUGAGGAGUGGCAGCACGCAACAAGCUUGCCUCCUACAAACUAUCCAGUUUGAUGCCUAUAGAACUGGCUUUUAGAGAUUAAUUAUUACCAGCUUUCCCCGACAGAGAAACGUAUUUACGACAAACUUCUUAGGUAUUGGGAACCAAUUACGAAUUUAAUUGCUUAUUGUACAUGAACAAGCCAGUUUUAAGCUAAGUAAAACAUCCUGGCUAGAUUGGAGUUUUCUUGGGUUAUUAUCCAACUCAGCCUUCAUAGCUUUUUUCCACGCAAAGUGGAAG